Molecule: messenger RNA, 2150 nt
Organism: Mangifera indica (mango)
Lineage: Eukaryota; Viridiplantae; Streptophyta; Magnoliopsida; Sapindales; Anacardiaceae
Product: ALBINO3-like protein 1, chloroplastic
Exons: 11
Coding region: 137-1306 (389 amino acids)
Biological process (GO): thylakoid membrane organization; protein localization to chloroplast; protein insertion into membrane
Cellular component (GO): chloroplast thylakoid membrane
Molecular function (GO): membrane insertase activity
Source: RefSeq, a predicted model, not a curated record
GAAAUUUAUUCAUUCUGGCUUAUCACUAUUUUUAGAACCCAACAAAGUGGGCAUGAUCGCGUCUUUCACAUUAGAUUCUGCAACUUGUCCUCAACAAAACCAACAAAUUUAGGGUUUUACAGAAACCUUAAAAAUCAUGUCCAAUUCUCUCUCGGUCAAACCCAACCUCGUUUUUUCUCCAUUUCCGCACCGGACAGCUCGUCAAAAUCGUUUUUUUAAUCGAACUGACUUUGCCCACAAACCAUUCCUUCGUGGCUCACUUUCUGUUGCCAAUUUCGGGUUCAAACCCGACCCACAAAGUGCGGAGCCUGUACUUAGGGAGCUUUUUGGACAAGCUGAGAGUUUUCUCUUUACAAUAGCUGAUGCUGCCGUGUCAUCCUCCGACACAGUAACUGCAACCAAACAGAGCUCUGAUUGGCUUUCUGUUAUUACUAAUGUGAUGGAAACUGUUUUGAAGGUUUUAAAAGAUGGACUGUCUACUUUACAUGUGCCAUAUUCAUAUGGUUUUGCUAUUAUUCUUCUCACAGUACUUGUUAAGGCUGCUACUUUUCCUUUGACUAAGAAACAGGUUGAAUCUGCCAUGGCUAUGCGAUCUUUAACACCCCAGAUAAAGGCUAUUCAGCAAAGAUAUGCUGGCGAUCAGGAGAGAAUUCAACUUGAAACCGCUCGAUUAUAUAAAUUAGCUGGCAUAAACCCUCUAGCAGGAUGUUUGCCUACCCUUGCCACUAUACCAGUAUGGAUUGGCCUUUAUAGAGCUCUUUCAAAUGUGGCAGACGAGGGACUCCUCACAGAAGGUUUCUUUUGGAUACCCUCUUUGGCUGGUCCUACUGCAAUUGCAGCUCGACAAAGUGGAAGUGGCAUUUCUUGGCUCUUCCCUUUUCUAGAUGGUCAUCCACCUCUUGGAUGGCAUGAUACCUUGGCAUAUCUUGUGUUGCCUGUGUUAUUGGUUGUUUCACAGUAUAUUUCGGUCCAGAUCAUGCAGACCUUACAGAAUAAUGAACCAAAUGUGAAGACUUCUCAAGCACUGACAAGUUUCCUCCCGUUAAUGAUUGGCUAUUUUUCUCUUUCAGUUCCCUCUGGUCUAAGUCUUUAUUGGUUUACAAAUAACAUAUUGAGUACAGCCCAGCAAAUAUGGCUUCAGAAGUUUGGAGGUGCAAAAAAUCCAAUGAGACAAUUCAGUGAUACAAUUAAGGAAGAACAACUUGAGACUCAGAAACUUAUCUCUACAUUAAAUUCCAACAAGGAGGGGGUCAGACAAAUAGAGAAGUUGACAGUAGAGGGACUACGUCCUGGUGAAAGAUUUUAGCAAUUAAAGGAGCAAGAGGCAAGAAAAAGGAGAGAAAGAGAAGAGAAGAGGAAAGCUGAAGAGGCGGCAGUUAAAGGAAACCAGUUAGCCAUUGAGGAACACAAAAAAGAAAGAAGUGAACUGGAGGAGGAAACUGGAGGUGCUGCCAUCUUAGUUGAUAAAAAAAUUGGAAGCCUGCAGUCAGUAACUGGUCAAGAUACCUCCAAUGUUAAACUUGUGAAUGGUGACCAGUCUAGUCAAGAGUUGAAUAAAGGUGAGAAUACAAUCUCUUCAUCCAGGAUGAAAGACGGUGUGGUUUGUGCUAAUUCUGAGGUUGAUAGGAUGGAUGAGCAACAAUCGUAUGAGGACUUAGAAAAGGAAGUUGUUGAAGUAAGCAAAAGCACAGUGAUGAAAGAUAACAAAUAUUCCGAAGAAGACACACACCAAGCCAGGAGCGAGGGGGGAACUGAAUAGAACUAAUGUUGAUUUGUUAGUAUCUCAAGUUACCCACAAGUACAGGCCUAGGUUUUUGCAAUUUAGUUGAAUAUGGGUAAGCAACAUGAGGGUAAUUAUUUAUUUACUGCUGAAAGCAAUCCUGAAUAUUUCCGCACUGGAUUGGUGAUGUCUCUACAAAUUGUAGUGUCACCAUGCAGAUGACUUGCGGCAUCAAUAGGGUUUUGGAAGUUGCAUAUACGAAAAGCAAGAGCUGAGAUGUAAGAAUAUUUUUAACUAAUAGACUUCUGUCAUUUAUGUAUAUGCUGAAAAAUCGAAGUCAUUAUCCAUUUUUUAUGGUCCCCGUUUUGGAUAGAGCAUAAAGAAUAAUAUGGAAUCAAAGCUGCAGCAUAUUCCAUGGUUACAUUAUUCA